AACCAUGAAGACAACUCUGACUUUGACAUGCGCAGUUUUGCUCUUCAGUAUCUGCCAGGGAGGUGUUCGUCGCGAAGCUGCUGCUGGAUUUGAAUCGUGUGAAAAGAAAAUCAUGCUAGAAGUUGAGAAGGGAUGGGUGGCUCAAUUUAAAAGUCAAGCCAUGAAUGAUUUCUGUGGAAUGAAACAGGCCGAAGUUAAUGGUGGGAGCGAUGCCCUCGCCUCUUGCGGUAAUGAUAUUUCUGCAGACUUGAUACAGAACGAGCUGAUACACUGGGGAAUUGUAUUGAAAGAAAAGGAACAGGAAUGUCCCGGUCUGAAUGUGGAUGAGAAAAUCUUUAAAUAUCUGACACCAAAUAGUGUUAAUAAGGUGAAUGAAAUGAUGCAGGCGAUGGAUGCUCUCUCUCCAGCUGAACGUACUUGCAGCAGGGAAGCUGAGAAAAAACUAGAGAUUGCAGCAAAUAGUCGUGUAGCUGAGAUCCUCGCUGAUAGUAACUCAGAAGUCACGGAUAUAUGUGAUGAAUUUAUCAACCAGUGGGAAAUCAACACGAUCCCAGAACUAGAAAAAGCCUGCAACGCACCUUCAGCGGCUAUGCGUACGAUUGCGCUAGAAUUGCCGAAAACUAUCAAGGCCAUAUUUAGUCCAUUGAAGGGCACCACCGCAUGUGACGCAAAUGCCACAAGGGCAAAGAUACAAUAAUUGCAAGCGAACUGGACACAGUCGAUUAAUACUGUAUGAAUAGCGAAAUAAAAGCAAAUAAUAAAAAUAAA
This is a messenger RNA of Owenia fusiformis, 768 nucleotides long. NCBI's taxonomy places the organism in Eukaryota, Metazoa, Annelida, Polychaeta, Sabellida, Oweniidae. The record is from the annotation of a GenBank genome assembly.